CGUUUGCCCAGAUUUUAUCUACUGCAGUUCUCACUCUCCGAUUCCACAUUUCCACCACUCUUCUAAGCAGAUACUUUCAAAAAUCUUUGAAAUUCUGAAAUCCCUAGUGACUAUUACCGAUUAGUCCGAAUUCCACCAAUAUGGCUUUGUCUAUUGGGUUGUUUUCAGGAUUUGUUCCCGGAGAAACUACGACGUACUUCAAGCCGUCGUUUUCGGCGUCUACUUUGAGAAUUGCGCCUUCCCUCGCUAACUUGCAGACUUCGCGCACCAUGAUCGUCGCCGCUUCUUCUAAGCCGACCACGGAGACGAAGAAUCCCGGCGUACGAGGCCUCAUGAAGCCACGUCGUGUCUCCCCGGAAAUGCAGGCGUUCCUCGGUGGAGUUGCGGAGACCCCCCGUACUCAAGUUGUGAAGGCCGUUUGGGAUCACAUUAAGAAGCACAACCUUCAGUGGCUGAUAUACAAAAUAAAAAGCUCUUGUUGAUUGACCAACGGUCAUUGCGUGACCCUACAGAGAAGAGGAUUAUUGUGUGUGACGAAAAGCUGAAGAAAAUAUUUGGAGGAAGGGAUCGGGUUGGGUUCCUUGAUAUUGCAGGGUUGAUUAGUCCUCACAUUCUCUAAUUAUUAUUAUUAUUAUUAUUACAACCAGAUGAAUGGUGUGCAUGCUUGCUGCCUAUGAAAAGAAUGUCAAUUUUGUAAAGGAAAGUUUGAUGGCUUAUGCAGACAUGUGUUCCUUAGGAAUCCCAUUCUGCCAUCUUCAUGGUUUCCUUUAUUUUGACUAGUGCCGCUAUUCAACAUGUUAAUGCUGUCUUGCUGAUUACAAUAAUAAUUAUUUCUGUUUUUAUUAUUAGUAUUAUUGUUAUAAUUAUUUUUAUCGAUUUCAUUUUAUCAAUUUCAUUACAAUUGGAAUUACUUUUUGCGCAUCGAUGGGAAAGCAUAUAUCAUAAGCUCCUAUUUGAUUGCUUAUGCUAUCGGUGGCGACGUGGCCUAUCCAAUUUGAGUGCGUAUACCGUGCAACCGGUAUAGGGUACCGUAUAGGAUGAGCACCGUAUACCGGGACGGUUUUAUAUUUUUUUUUCCUUUUGUUUUUAAAAAAUGGUUAUAACUUUUUUAUUUUUGAUCCGAUUUUUAUAAAAUUUAUAUCAACAUUUUUUAUUUUUCAUGAUCUUUCAAAUGAGACCAAUAUUGCCUAUGUAAUUUUAACAUAUUAACAUUUGUGUGUAAAAUAUGUAACUUUAAGUGUUAAAAUAUGUAACUCACGUUCAGUCAAGUCAAAUGCAACUCGUGUGUAUAAAUAUGUAUCUCUACGUGUAACAAUAUGUAACUUUACGUAAAAAAAUAUGUAACUUGCGUUCAGAUAGGUCAAAUGCAACUCGUGUGUAUAAAUAUGUAACUCGUGUGUAUAAAUAUGUAACUUAACGUGUAAAAAUAUGUAACUUUACGUGUAAAUAUAUGUAAGUCGCGUUCAUGCAUGUCAAAUGCAACUCGUGUUUAUAUAUAUGUAACUCGCUUUUAAAAAGAUGUAACUUGCUUAUAAAAAGAUGUAACUUGUUUAUAAAAAGAUGUAACUUGCUUAUAAAAAGAUGUAACUCGCUCAUAAAAAGAUGUAACUCAAUGUAUUAUCAAAUGUAACUGAGGCCACUGAUCCACUCCCAAACAGAUUCGAUCUUCUAUUUCACAAACCUAUCAUCUCCCAAACAGAUUCGAUUUUCCUUAUAAUCCAAUACUCAUUAAUAUAAUAGUUCGAUAAUUUCUUAAAAUUACAUAAGCAAUAUUGGUCUCAUUUGAAAGAUCAUGAAAAAUAAAAAAUGUUGAUAUAAAUUUUAUAAAAAUCGGAUCAAAAAUAAAAAAGUUAUUAUCAUUUUUUAACAACAAAAGCAAAAAAAAAGGGAGGGGACAAGCUGCGUCGUUUUGCAACCGGGCGCACCAUGAGACCAAUUUCCGAUCCAAUUUAUGAUUUGCGAUCCAAUUUGCAUGGUAUAAUUUGCGAUCCAAUUUCCAUAGGUCGAAAAUUUUACAUUUAUGAUUUAUCUAAUCAUGAUUUCGGUUGUAAAGAGCCGGAUGUGCUCAUCA
Messenger RNA from Cuscuta europaea, 2071 nucleotides. The record is from the annotation of a GenBank genome assembly. NCBI's taxonomy places the organism in Eukaryota, Viridiplantae, Streptophyta, Magnoliopsida, Solanales, Convolvulaceae.